Salvia miltiorrhiza (redroot sage) is the source of this 1376-nucleotide messenger RNA. Its product is annotated as chloroplast protein FOR GROWTH AND FERTILITY 2-like. The record is from RefSeq and is a predicted model, not a curated record. Bases 149 to 1270 code for a protein of 373 amino acids. NCBI's taxonomy places the organism in Eukaryota, Viridiplantae, Streptophyta, Magnoliopsida, Lamiales, Lamiaceae. The transcript has 2 exons.
UGAUUUGGACCGUUGGGAGCGUUCGAGAAUGAAGAUUACAGUUAAAACUGGCAGAGCAGCUAACGAUAUCCAUUUCCCAACUCCGCAAAUGAGAGGGCUCAACUAAAUCGGGGGGAAAAAUUAGGGUUACGGCUCUGAAUUCUUUCGAAUGGAGAGCCUAAUCUAUGCAAAUUCAAUCCCUUUCAAGCUCCACGGCAGUUCCCCACUGAAUUCCCGCCUCGCCUCGCCUCGGAAACUCGCUCCGCCGCCGGAAUCGCGCCGGUUUGGUCCGCUCUCCGCCACUCUGCAUCCCACUUACUUGGUUUCCACCGAAAAAAUCGAUGAACUCCCGGCGAAAAAGUCGCGAAUUUCCGUCGAUGUGGGAAAUGCGGUAAAGGAUAAGCCGCAAUUCCUCACACUGAUUGCUCAGAAAUUAUCUCAGUGGCGGAAGGUGUUCAGAAUUGGGAGAGUGUUACUAAUAUCAACAAUAUUUUUGACAUCUCUCCAUCUGGCAUUGAUGCUACCGGCUUUUGCUAGUUUCCCAGCUGCUAACAAAGCCGGAGGUGCAGCUGCAGUCACAGUAGGUAGUAGUCUCAUACGCCAUGAGUUAUUCAGCAGUGCGUGGACUGGUUUUCUUGCAGGUUGCUUGCACACACUAUCGGGUCCUGAUCAUCUUGCUGCCCUAGCUCCACUCUCAAUCGGGCGAACGAGGAUGGAGAGUGCUGCUGUCGGGGCCCUCUGGGGCUGCGGCCAUGACACUGGCCAGGUCAUAUUCGGCCUACUCUUUCUGCUCUUGAAGGAUCAGCUUCACAUUGAGGUCAUCCGGACUUGGGGGACGCGGGUGGUGGGAGUCACUCUGCUUGUGAUCGGAGCCAUGGGGAUAAAGGAGGCUUCCGGAGUCCCUGCUCCCUGUGUCGCGUUGGAAACUGGUGAAUACAACGUUGGUGCUUAUGAAGCCAUUGUGAGCCCAUCCGUUGCCACUAAGAAGGUCGGAUUCGCCACGUUUGCAACGGGGAUAGUCCACGGACUGCAGCCGGAUGCCCUGAUGAUGAUCUUGCCGGCACUGGCCCUGCCUUCUCGUCUGGCCGGUGCUGCGUUUCUGGUGAUGUUCUUGGUCGGGACCGUGAUUGCCAUGGGAAGCUACACCGUGUUCAUCGGUUCGUGUAGUGAGGCUCUCAAGGAUAGGGUUCCUAGAGUGACUGAGAAGCUCACUUGGGCAUCUUCCCUUGUAGCCAUUGCUCUAGGGCUUGCUAUCUUGGUCACCCAAUUCUUCGGAUUUAGCUUAUAUUGAUCAUUUGCUGUCUGAGAAUCCGCUAUUGGAUUCAAUUUGUAUUGAUUUGAUAAGAGUUAUGUAAUUUGUAUCCGUUGAUGUAAAUGGUAAUUCCUAUUUGCAGCAA